This is a messenger RNA of Nicrophorus vespilloides, 432 nucleotides long. It is a transcript of the gene ksh, whose product is annotated as protein kish-A. Bases 99 to 317 code for a protein of 72 amino acids. The record is from RefSeq and is a predicted model, not a curated record. Lineage: Eukaryota; Metazoa; Arthropoda; Insecta; Coleoptera; Silphidae. The transcript has 3 exons. Gene Ontology annotation, biological process: intracellular transport; protein secretion.
UCUUCGAACUGAAGUUAGCACCACGUGUCACUGACGUGUGGCAACCAGGCGUAGUAGUAAACAUUGGAGGACUUUAAAUAUUUAUUUCUAAUAAAAAGAUGUCUGCCUUAUUCAACUUCCAAAGUCUUCUCACUGUAGUACUUUUAUUAAUAUGCACCUGUGCUUACCUCCGGGGGCUUUUCCCCACAUUUAUGGAUAGACACAAAGUGGGUAUAUCAGCAACAUUCUGGAAAUGCGCCCGCAUAGGAGAAAGGAUUUCACCAUACAUCUCAGUUGGUUGUUUAGUCAUGGCAUUUUCCAUAUUAUUCCGAUCCUAAUUAAGAUAUUAAAUACAUAUAUAUUUUGUAUUAAGUAAGUUGAUGAGAUUUAUUCGCCCUGAAUUAUGCAAGCUAAUUAGAUAUUAAAUACAUAUAUAUAUUUUGUUUUAAGUAA